AUGUUAGUUUUCAACAACACUACAUCCUCUUCCUCCAACUUCCUCCUCACUGCUUUCCCUGGACUGGAACUUGUUCAUGUUUGGAUCUCUGUUCCUGUCUGCUGCCUCUACACCAUCGCCCUCUUGGGAAACAGCAUGAUCUUGUUCAUCAUCGUCACUGAGCGGAGUCUCCACAAACCCAUGUACUAUUUCCUCUCCAUGCUCUCAGCUAUUGACCUAUGUCUGACCGUCACAACCCUUCCCACUGUGCUUGGGGUUCUCUGGUUUCAUGCCCGGGAAAUCAGCAUUAAAGCUUGUCUCAUUCAGAUGUUCCUUGUGCACACCUUCUCCUUCCUGGAGUCCUCGGUGUUGGUAGCCAUGGCCUUUGACCGCUUCAUGGCUAUCUGUAACCCACUGCAGUAUGCUGUCAUCCUCACAGACAUGAUGAGCCUGGUGAUUGUACUAACGGUGUGCAUAAGGCAAGUAAUUUUCUCUUUCCCCUGUAUGGUAGCCUUGAUCAAUGAGUCUUUCCAUGGAGGUCAAGAACUUUCACACCCAUUUUGCUACUACUCAGAUGUGAUCAAGUUCUCAUAUUCCAAGGCUUUGCUUGGCAAUUAUUGGGGGAUGUUUCUUCAGCUCUACCUGAAUGGCACUGACUUAUUGUUCAUUCUUUUCUCCUAUAUCUUGAUCCUCCGAACUGUUCUGAGCAUUGUGGCACCAAAGAAGCAACAAAAAGCCCUCAGCACUUGUGUCUGUCACAUCUGUGCUGUUACAGUUUUCUAUGUGCCAAUGAUAAGCCUGUCUUUAGCCCACCGUCUUUUCAGUUCCACUCCGAGAGUUAUUUGUAGUACUUUGGCCAAUAUUUAUCUGCUCUUACCACCUGUACUGAACCCUAUCAUUUACAGCUUGAAGACCAAGGUGAUCCACCAGGCCAUGACCCAGCUGUUCCAGUUCAAAAGUUUAAGAGGAACCAAAGUGAGGGGACUUAGGGAAUGGUGGAAUCAAAGGGGGAUAAGUUCUAGCACAUAA
Molecule: messenger RNA, 1008 nt
Organism: Heterocephalus glaber (naked mole-rat)
Lineage: Eukaryota; Metazoa; Chordata; Mammalia; Rodentia; Bathyergidae
Gene: Or51t1
Product: olfactory receptor family 51 subfamily T member 1
Biological process (GO): G protein-coupled receptor signaling pathway
Cellular component (GO): plasma membrane
Molecular function (GO): G protein-coupled receptor activity; olfactory receptor activity
Source: RefSeq, a predicted model, not a curated record